AUGACAACGGGUGAGCAUGUUCACGUGCGUGCAUACCUGCAUGCAUUGUUCGGUCGGCACUGCGACAAGGCGACAUACCAAGAAGCGGAAAACGCUCUGCUCGCGCAGCUAGAAGAAUCGCGCGAUGCCGACGAUGAAGCAUGCACGGCCUUGCACGAUAUUUUACGUGUGCAGGUUGACCGUGUUCUUCAUCAGCGUAUGUCUGACUCAGAACUCGAUGCAGCUGCCCUCGCUCUCAUGCUCCGUCACCGCGACGAUACCCUAGCACAGUCUACACCAGUGUCGCAGGUGCUAUCGUGUUCUACACCAUCGUCCCCAUGUUCUUCGUCGCUUUAUACCCCCGCGUCGACAGCGGCGACAAGCACGGCCACGGCGGCAACGCCUCAGAUCCAUGCACAUGUGCCUGAAUUUCGCCCACGAGGCGCCCUUCCGGUAGCAUAUGCUGUGCCUUCGUCUUCAGCUGCCACAGCACAUCCUGUCGUGACUACCACGGACGCAGUCGUCGCGCCUGAACUCCAUGACGAUGAUGAUGACGAGUUUUCUCCAUUUGCCCGCAGCGGUAAUGGCGAUGCUACGAGUAAUAUGAUGAUGUAUGGCCCAUCAGCUGCUGAUAUCUAUGCGGGCGUCGCUGCGGCAGAUGCAGGCUUGCAUCCACUGGACUCGCCCCCCGACAUAAGCACGUUGUCGCUCCAGGUUGAGGCGAGCGCACCAAUGCUGACGCCACUUGAGGUAUUUUGCAGCGUCUUUCUUGCGCAUAAUCAAGGCCUCUUUAUCAACGAAGCUGAUCCUGCGGUCCGGCUUGAGCAGACGUCGCGCCUGAUCCAGCAUGCGUUGGAGUGCAGUCACUACGAUGUGAGCGCAGCUCUGCAAGUAGUCAAAGAGGCGCAUGAGGCGGGACGGGAUCUCAUGGCCAUGGAGCCGCCAACCUCCUCAGGAAUCGACGACACAACGACGCGUGUGUGUCGCUUCUUCCUUGCAGGCGAGUGUCGCCGGAGUGACUGCCGCUUCUCACACGAUCUCAACAAGGCACUGUGCCGCUUCUGGCUCCGUGGCCAGUGCUUGAAUGAUCCAUGCUACUUCCUCCAUGACUAUGACGCAUUGUCCAUGCUUGCUCAGAGCCUCGUCAUUGCACCAACCCCGCCCGCGCCCUUCCAGGACUUGGAGCAGGAGCAGGAGGGCGCGUGGAUCGAGCGACCGAAACUCGAUGCGUCACAAACGCCGUGGGCUGUCGCUGCGAAACAUGCACCGACCAAGUCGACAACGUCGGCUAUUUCAACUGCCGUGGCGCCCACUUUCUCCAGCACCAAGCAGGCAAGAGCGGCCACGGCCCCGCGACCUGUACAGAGUCACCGCAUCCCGCUACGACCGCCUUCGCUUCUGCCGACCUUGUCGACGGGUAGUGCUUUGGCCAUCGAUACCGGCAAGAUCCGUGCGGCACAACCCAAGAACCAAGAUGCCUGGAAAACCACGCUGGCCGUGUUGCAUGCGCGUCAUGAGCGCUUGCGCGAGCGGCUCCAGGUCGGUGCUGGCGGCGAUGCCGGCGGUUGGGGCGCAAGCGCACAAGCGAGCCAGGAACGAGGUGCUCGCGGCCUGCGUGGCCGAUGGAUAGGCUCUGCGUUGGGUCUCUGCUUGGGUGUGGCAAAGCCGCAGGUCGCUGGCUCGUCCCUCUCGAUGGACGAGCGGACUGAGGCUGUGUUGGACCUGCAUGGUUUGCACGUUAGCGAGGCUCUGGAUACAUGCGAGCAGUUUCUUCUCGCGCUAGAGUCCGAGGGAUUCCGAGGUCUCGCCUAUGUGUGUGUGGGAGCAGGCAAGCAUAGCGUGCGCUCGCGAGGCAAGCUAGCAGGAAGUAUACGGGACUUUUUGAUCGAGUGGGAAUAUCCCUACGCCGACUAUGAUGGCAUUCUAGCCUGCGAUCCAUGUACACAUAAAUGA
Molecule: messenger RNA, 1932 nt
Organism: Malassezia globosa CBS 7966
Lineage: Eukaryota; Fungi; Basidiomycota; Malasseziomycetes; Malasseziales; Malasseziaceae
Exons: 2
Coding region: 1-1932 (643 amino acids)
Molecular function (GO): metal ion binding
Source: RefSeq, a predicted model, not a curated record